GGUAAACAGGAGGGAGUUCCGGUGAAUAUCGAAUUAUGCUAGCUCUCCUGCUCUUCGAUCAAUUUUGUUGAAAAUUUUAGCAAAUGGACGUGUAGGAUGGAUUUGGACUUCGGGAACAAACUGCCCCAGGCUCUGUCAUCUAGCGCUAAACUGCACCAGUCUCUCUCCCCUAGCGCGACAUUUCUACCCACGGGCCCGUUUCAGCGCUUUGGGCGUCCAGUGGGAGUGAAAGUCAAAGAGGAAGACGAGAGUGUGGAAGAUUUUUUUCAUUUCGCUCAGCAUCUUCAGCAGCAGACAGGAGAGUGUCUAACGGCUUGUUGUGGUGCCGUGAAUCCUAAAGGUUUGUCUCUCACAGACGCACCCAAACUUGACAGCAGACCACCAGCGGUCAGACCGUACCACUGCCAGGACUGCGGCAAAUACUUCAGAAUUAACGACAUCAAGAGACAUCAGAGAAUCCACAGUGGAGAGAGACCGUUCCCUUGUUUUCAGUGCAGGAAGAAUUUCCCCACAUUGGGCGACCUGAAAAGGCACGAGCGGAUCCACUCGGGAGAGCGCCCUUACAACUGUCUGCAGUGCGGCAAGAAUUUCUCAGAUUCAGGGCAUCUGAAGCAGCACGAAAAAAUGCACACAGGCGAGAGGCCGUACCAGUGCCCUCAGUGCGUCAAGUGCUUUUACAGGUCAGGUGACCUCAAGCGGCACUUGAGGAUCCACAGUGGUGAGCGGCCAUACAAAUGCCUCCAGUGCGGCAAGUCCUUCUCCGAUUCGGGACACUUGAGGGGCCACCAGCGCAUUCACACAGGCGAGAGACCGCACCGCUGCACCUUGUGCGAGAAAAGCUUCUUUCGAUCUGGCGAUCUCAAGAGACAUCACAGGACGCACACAGGCGAGAGACCCUACCAGUGCUUCCAGUGUGGGAAGAGCUUCUCAGAGUCGGGACACCUGAAGGAGCACCGUCGGAUCCACACCGGAGAGAAACCGUACCACUGCAAUCAGUGUGACAAGAGCUUCUCCAGACUGGAGCGUCUGAAGGGUCACCAGAGCAUCCACACGGGCGAGAGGCCCUUCCAAUGUGUGCAGUGCGGCAAGAACUUCUUCCGCUCCGGAGAACUGAAGAGGCAUCAGAGGAUCCAUAAUGGCGAUAGAGCAUAAACGCUCACGGUUUUGGUCAUAUGAUCGACGUUAAUGUCACUCUUCUGAUUUCACUGGAUUUCGCCCACUGGAUCUUCAUUGUAAAGGGCUUCAGAUGUGCCUUCAUAUUCGUUGGUGAAGACUGUUCGCCGUUUCUGAAUGAUGAAGGUUCAUGUGGACUUUUUUUUUUUUUUUUUU
This is a messenger RNA of Xyrauchen texanus (razorback sucker), 1329 nucleotides long. Its product is annotated as zinc finger protein 239-like. The coding region runs from base 97 to 1152 and encodes 351 amino acids. Gene Ontology annotation, biological process: regulation of transcription by RNA polymerase II. The record is from RefSeq and is a predicted model, not a curated record. Gene Ontology annotation, molecular function: DNA-binding transcription factor activity; RNA polymerase II cis-regulatory region sequence-specific DNA binding. Lineage: Eukaryota; Metazoa; Chordata; Actinopteri; Cypriniformes; Catostomidae. The transcript has 3 exons.